GAUUGGGGAUUAAAUUAAGCAAAAACAGGGAGGCACCAGCGAAGCCAACUCAACUGAGCCCACCUCACCAUCCAUCGACGAAUCACUCUCCCAUUUAUAAAUUAUAAGUUUAUAACCCUCCAAACUCACACUCCACCCUCUCCCUUUCUCCAAAUCCCGUUGCAACCACUUUCUACACACAAAAACAAAACCAACAACACACUCAUCAUAUAUAUUGAAUUAUUGAUUCAUAGCCACUGUGAUAUAUAUAAUACAAGAUAAGAAGAUUUCGUCCAUGGAACUGGAACUUGAAUCCUCCUCCACACCCACAGCCCAAGCCACUUCCCGCUCAUCCUGCUUCCCCUGCUUCGCGCCGCGCCGACGCUCCGCCUCAUGGUGGCAGCGCGUCCGUACAGCCUCCUGGUCCGACAACUCCUCCCCCCGCGCUCCUCCUCCCACCGCCGCCGACCACUGGUGGUCCCGCGGACUCCGGGCAUUCAAGAAGCUCCGCGAGUGGUCUGAGCUCCUCGCCGGUCCUAGAUGGAAGACCUUCAUUCGCAGGACCUUCAAUCGCAACAACAACCGCGCAUCCAAGCGCGUCGCCGCAAACUACCAGUACGACCCACUCAGCUACGCCCUCAACUUCGACGAGGGGCAAAACGGUGAUUUUCACGACGACCCUGACGUACGCAACUUCUCCACGCGCUACGCCUCUGCCAACGUAAAAAGCGUUUCGGGCGCGGAGGAGGAGGUUGGUUGCGGUUCGGGUAAAGAUGACGUCGUUUUGGUAUGAGGUGAGCUGGCAAGAUUCAUGUGGUGGAUAGUGGAAAGACAAUGCCAGCAAAGGGUGAGAGUGAGAGUGACUGCGCGUGGGAUUCGGUUGGUGUCUUCUCCACUCUGUGACUCUUGAAUGUGACAUUGGUGGGUGGUGCCAAUGCCAUUGUAGCAACCUUUCCCUCUCACUAGUUUUUUUCUUAUUUUGGCCCUUUCGUAUUUUGCUUUUCUGCAUUUUUAUUGUUAUUCUCCUAAAGUAAUUACUAGGUUGGUUUACUUCUUCCUUUCUUUUCGAUCCAAUGUAAUUGUCUAUAUACCUGUAUAUUGAUUUUGCUUAACAAUUAGCGUACUUCAUCACAA
This is a messenger RNA of Arachis duranensis, 1113 nucleotides long. RefSeq lists its product as uncharacterized. NCBI's taxonomy places the organism in Eukaryota, Viridiplantae, Streptophyta, Magnoliopsida, Fabales, Fabaceae. The coding region runs from base 275 to 772 and encodes 165 amino acids. The record is from RefSeq and is a predicted model, not a curated record. The transcript has a single exon.